Molecule: messenger RNA, 1346 nt
Organism: Olea europaea var. sylvestris
Lineage: Eukaryota; Viridiplantae; Streptophyta; Magnoliopsida; Lamiales; Oleaceae
Exons: 7
Coding region: 149-1168 (339 amino acids)
Source: RefSeq, a predicted model, not a curated record
UGUGCCUAACAAUUCGUAGGUUGGAAUGUACCCAACAACGGAUGUGAUUAAAAAUGCUUACAUGGUUUGCCCGAUUCAAUAAAAAUGGAUAAAAAGUUGGAUUAUUGAUUUGUAAAAAUCGGUGAAACUGGGACCAAUUUACUGGUUCAUGGUUGAACCGGCCGGUUUUAUAAAUUUGUUUUGGGCUUCUUUAUCUCCGGUUAAUAGAUUAAGACUGGACCGGAUUUGGGGUCGGCUCCAGGUUGAACUGGCCGGUCCGAUUUUUAAAACAUUGCCUCAUAUAGAAAAUUUUAAAAGAAUCUUCAAUACAAGAAAAUCAAGGUCAAGGGUACUUUGGUCAAGUCCAAGUCGAAGUCGAGCCCAAACCUUUAUAUGUCAAGGCUUUUUCCUCCACCUUCACCUCCAAAAAUCUGUGCGUAUUUUCUUGAAGCUUCAGUGGAAUUUAUCCGUAACAAUGGAGAUUACACAGAGUUCCAAAAACCCUGUGGAACCACCGACAGUUGAAGUUGGGAUGUCCCGUAGAGGUGCAGUUGCUACCCGACCUGGAAUAUUGCAACUAAGAGCAUCUGGCGAUGCUUCAGCCGUUCAUCAGGACUUCAGUAAGAAUUCUUCUGGUAAAAGACAAAGGUACAAGAAAAGAAGUAGAACAAAAUCCGAUGGGUCAGAAAGUCUUUCCGAUAUUGAUGAUUCUGAGAUUGUUGGAUAUCUUAACAACAAAAAGGAGAUGCAUUUGAAAAGGAUGUUAUGGGAAGCAAUGAAUAAAGACCAUGUAAAGGUUAAGAAACAAAAAACAGCAACUGAAACAAAGGAAACUACCUCUGCAAGGAAAGCUGUUAAAACCAUCGAGAAAUUGGAACAAAAGAAGAGAAGUUCGAGAAUCAAUUAUGAUGCUUUGAGACUCCUAAAUGAUGAUAUGGAACAAGGUUCUGGUACGGCACACAACAUCGAUUUGAAACUCGACUCUUGGAGAAAUGACUAUUCACAGAAUGAAAGCAUUACCACAUACAAAAUACAAAAAUCUGAAGAGGGCAAUUAUGAUGAAGAUGAAGAUGAAGAUCAACAGCAGAUCAUUUGUGGUGAAGAUGAUUUUAUAUACAGUCAUCAUAAUGAUGCGAUGCCUUACGGGUAUGAAGAUAAAUAUAACGAAAAUUUUGAUUUCGAGGAUUAGUUUGGAGAUAGUUGGGAAUCAUGGUUUUUGGACAAUGUCAAGUAGUUAACUAAUUUUUGGGGUAGUGCUUACUAUAUUUCUAUUGAAAAAUACCCCUCAACUCUACUUGAAUUAAAAUUGUGUUCUGUAGUGUUUCUCCAUAAAAUUGAUCCAAUAUUCAGUCAGUAUUCUUAUUAUA